This is a messenger RNA of Pomacea canaliculata, 1422 nucleotides long. RefSeq lists its product as uncharacterized. Gene Ontology annotation, biological process: cobalamin transport. The transcript has 4 exons. Lineage: Eukaryota; Metazoa; Mollusca; Gastropoda; Architaenioglossa; Ampullariidae. Bases 177 to 557 code for a protein of 126 amino acids. The record is from RefSeq and is a predicted model, not a curated record. Gene Ontology annotation, molecular function: cobalamin binding.
UUGCCCUAAUCUAUCAUGCAGUAAACUUACAUAAUGAGAGUCGUGGUGACCGAAGACUUCUAUUAAUAAAAUCGCAUCAUGUAGGCCUUGUCCUGCUCUGUACCACUGCCUGCAGGAAACUGCUACAAGACGAAGGACGAGCGGACGUUUCUCGGCGAGGCUCACCCGGCAAAACUAUGGCGCAAAAUGGUAAAAAUGUCACACUACGAGCGGUCAACAACCUGAAAGGUCAACACUUUCAAAUAAGUGUAAACCUGCCUGACACCCAUUCACAAUUCUUAAUUGACAUGAUGAAAGAGGCGGCGGGGAUUGAACCAGGGUUCGACAGGUUUGUUGUUCGUUACCACGCCAAUCAAAAUGGUUAUUUCGUCCUCGCCAUUCACGGUGUUAAAGCCACCUACGAAGAGGAUCAAACCUUCUGGCGUAUUCUGAGUGGCACUCAACCUAUUAACCUUGGCGUGAGUGCCUACCAGCCGGCUGAUGGUGAAACGGUGACCUUUGAGUUAGUGCGCCAUGAGGGUGGACAGGGUGCACCAGGCAGAGACCCCUGUCACUGAUUCUCCUGCAUUACCUUCAGAAGAUUGACUAGUUGUCAAAAUGUCUCAAGGUUUUGGAAGGCACAUUGUUUGAAGUUUUAGUAGUUUUAUCGUCAUUUUGCUGCUUUAUAGUCAACGUGCACAACUUGAUAAACUUUAUUAUUCAUUCGAAAACUACUUUUUUCCACCCAUCUCGUCUUCAGUCAAGGUGUUUGUUUUUCAACAGUCUUCAUGAGAAAUAACUUUAACAGUUUUAAAGGCCCUAAUGAAAAAUUACUUUUACCGUAUUCGUAUUAGAAUUAUAAUACAAAGAAAAGAGCUUAUCGUCAGAACUCUUGCACCUCUUGUAUGUGUGUUUACUCCUUUUUUUAAUUCUUAUCAAUUAAGUGUAUUUUAAGCUAGUCAAACAAUUAUCAUUUGUAUUUAACCCAUGUUGUGGUAUAUAUUGCACAAAUGUCACUAAAUACAACACAACACACAAGACAGUAUUGAGCAUCUUGCUAAAAAUCAAAUACCGAUCUUGUGAUCGCACCACCUACAGCAAUUACCUCUUUUUUUUCCUUCAUCAGAAGAGCUCUUUGCUGAUAAUGAAAUAAUUUCCAUUUCCAUUUAUUAAUUCUCUGAUGUCAAAGUCACGUGCCAUUAAAUUAAAAGUUUGAUGAGCUACCAAGCUAGAGAAUAAUACAGCAACGGCUGCAACUUUUAGAUACUGUUGAUGAAGGCUUGAAUAUGGAAAACACAGAUUUUAAUCUUUUGUAAUAACUUUUUAAUUUAGAUAGUGACGCAUGCUGUUAACAAUUACUUGCAGUUUUCCUUUUUCCAUCAGUUGUCACAGUUUUUUCUGUCUGUAGUUGUCGGUGUAACAUUAAACAAUCUAUUCUAUGAA